AUGUUGCUUCCUGCUUAUUUACUUAUACUGGCCUUGAUUAGCCAGCUCAUAACCAACAUCAACGCCUCCCUUGACAGAACCGCAUCAAAAAUUUGGCUUUGUGAAAGUCGUUUAUUGAAAGAUCAGGAGAAAGAGCCGGCACAGGGAUUACGAUUUCCUGGCAGCACUGCCGGGUUCUGGAGCUCUUUCGACUCCUAUGGCUCACCCACAGAAGCAAUUUCCACAUUCACAGGACAAUUCUCCAGCACUAAAGCAUACAAGAAAGAGUACCUCUCUCACCACAUUAAACUUUUGAAAUCGGUGUUAAACUAUCUUCUGCGGCACGAAUCCAUGUCUCUGGCACAUCUGGAGGAAUGGUGCCUAGCACUCGAAAAUACAGUUAUUCGACCCCAUCAGACAUACGGAAUGCUUUCUGAUUCAAUUGUCUAUGCUUUUUACACUCUGCUGCUGAAGCACCACGAUGAUGCCCAGUUCACGGAAGACAUGUAUACUCGACUGACCUACCUUUUGUCAAUCGCAGCCGCGUUCCCAAAUUCAGGGAUUCAAUGGGCACAAGGCAGCUCCAUUGCCCCGACGAAGGUCUCAGUAAAAAUUUCCGUUAGUAUGUGGGAUACUCUCCAGUGGCAGUUAAUCGGGGAACCAGAACCAAGGUUGAAACCUCUAGUGGACGCAAAGAAUAACAAUGACUAUACAUAUAUUAUCGAAAAUCUCGACAAAAUCAUUGAAGAAAUCUUCUCGAGUCAGCCAGCAAAAGACCUAUCUGCUCAGACCAGAGUAGCCUCGAUAGCUGUACUUUCUCAUUUGCUGAAGACAAAUGACGAGCCUACGAAGGCCAAAGCAAAUGAACUGAUGAAUUCACUUGUAUCGAACUCAAAAGGCGCCUACUUGUUAUUCAAUCAUGAACGAACUCUACUUUCAGUCUCCGAAGAUCAAAAGAAAAACGAGAAAGGAUUAUCGAAUGUGGAGACUGGCGGGGAACGGGCGCAAUGCACCGAGAAAUAUAAGCUAUUUAUGGAAGUCAGGCAUUCUCCCGCAAACGUAGCCGUGUCGUUUACUCCCGGGACAACGGUUCCAAGCUCAAUCACCCUCGCCGUUCCCUGGCUUCGGCUCUUCACUCCCAAGACUUUCUUUGUUGAGCAUUGUCUCAAUGCUGCCCACCAAUUGGCCGACAACAAAGUCUCAACAGCUAGUCAUGGAACUUGCAAGCUCGCCCUCGCUAACAGUAACGAGAAAGUGGCUCCAGGUCAGAUUUCUACCAAGGACCUCGAGAAAGGUGUUCACGGCAUCAUGCAGGCUUGUGCCACCCCACAAAAGGAAAACGCCGAGGGAGCCCAUGCCGGCAAAGUCGACGAAAAACAAAUCGUCAUGCUCAUGACCCACACAGGCGCUUGA
Puccinia triticina is the source of this 1392-nucleotide messenger RNA. RefSeq lists its product as uncharacterized. Bases 1 to 1392 code for a protein of 463 amino acids. The transcript is spliced from 10 exons. The record is from RefSeq and is a predicted model, not a curated record. Lineage: Eukaryota; Fungi; Basidiomycota; Pucciniomycetes; Pucciniales; Pucciniaceae.